Gracilinanus agilis (Agile Gracile Mouse Opossum) is the source of this 1428-nucleotide messenger RNA. It is a transcript of the gene PTGDR2, whose product is annotated as prostaglandin D2 receptor 2. The transcript has 2 exons. Gene Ontology annotation, cellular component: plasma membrane. Gene Ontology annotation, molecular function: G protein-coupled receptor activity; complement receptor activity. The record is from RefSeq and is a predicted model, not a curated record. Gene Ontology annotation, biological process: positive regulation of cytosolic calcium ion concentration; inflammatory response; complement receptor mediated signaling pathway. The coding region runs from base 200 to 1372 and encodes 390 amino acids. NCBI's taxonomy places the organism in Eukaryota, Metazoa, Chordata, Mammalia, Didelphimorphia, Didelphidae.
CCUGACCAAUUUAACUCCUGAGGAGGUAGCAGGCAUUUCCUCCCCCACAGUCUCACUUCUUUUCAAAGCCACCAACCCCACAUCUGCUCUGGUCCAGCCUCUCAACGGCAGCAGUGUGCAGCCAGGAGCCAGCAGCCUGGGACCAGGGGACCCCCUCCAGCUCUACCUCCCACUUCCACCCAGGGCCCAGGACCCCAGGAUGCAGUCCAACAUCACCGUGUGCCCCGUCCUGGACGACAUGAGACAAGACACGGCCCCCGGCAACUCGAGCCACCGCUACAUCGACUACGCCUCGGUGACGCUGCACGGCCUGGUGUCCCUGCUGGGCAUAGCGGAGAACGCUGUCAUCCUCUUCGUGGUGGGCUGCCGCAUGCGCCAGACGGUGGUCACCACGUGGGUGCUGCACCUGGCCUUGUCCGACCUGCUGGCCACGGCCAGCCUGCCCUUCUUCACCUACUUCCUGGCCGUGGGCCACACGUGGCGGCUGGGCACCCCCUUCUGCAGGCUGCACUCGUCCAUCUUCUUCCUGAACAUGUUUGCCAGCGGCUUCCUGCUCAGCGCCAUCAGCCUGGACCGCUGCCUGCAGGUGGUGAAGCCCAUCUGGGCUCAGAACCGGCGCACUGUGGCGGGGGCCCAGAAGGUGUGCCUGGCGCUCUGGGGCCUGGCCGUGCUCAACACUGUCCCCUACUUCCUGUUCCGAGACACCAUCCAGCGAAAGGACCUCCGGAUCAUGUGUUACUACAACGUGCUGCUCUACAGCCCCGGGCCGGACCGCAUGGCCACCUGCGGGCGCCGCCAGAUGGCGCUGGCGGUCAGCAAGUUCUUGGUGGCUUUUGUCAUCCCCCUGGCCAUCAUCGCCGCCUGCUACCUGGCCGUGAGCCUGCAGGUGCGCUACCGCUGCCGGCGCCAGCCCAGCCGCUUCGUGCGCCUGGUGAUGGCCGUCAUCGCGGCCUUCGUGCUCUGCUGGCUGCCCUAUCACAUCUUCAGCCUGCUCGAGGUGCAGGCCCACUACGACCCCCGCCUGCGGGCGCUGGUCAAGCUGGCGCUGCCCUUCGUGAGCAGCCUGGCCUUCAUCAACAGCGUCAUCAACCCCUUCCUCUACGUGCUCACCUGUCCCGACGUGCUGCGCAAGCUGCGCCACUCCCUGCGCUGCGUGCUCGAGAGCGUGCUGGUGGAGGACAGCGAGCUGGGCUGCGGCAGCGGCCGCCGGCGCCGCAGCUCGCAGGGGCCCUCCUUGUUCCGGUCCUCUUCCACCAGCAGCUCCGGGGGCUACCAGGGCCGCUGGGCCGCCUGCCUAGUGGCCAAGGUCACCAGACAGCCGAGGAGGGCCUCGGCCCCGGCCCAACUGCAGGAAGGGGCGGCCUUGAAGUGAAGCGGCGAUUCCCUCCCUCCCCCCACUCCCCGCAGGACCAGCGGCCAGGGCCCUUC